Messenger RNA from Coffea eugenioides, 2655 nucleotides. RefSeq names its product adenylosuccinate lyase-like. Lineage: Eukaryota; Viridiplantae; Streptophyta; Magnoliopsida; Gentianales; Rubiaceae. Bases 738 to 2387 code for a protein of 549 amino acids. The record is from RefSeq and is a predicted model, not a curated record. The transcript is spliced from 15 exons. Gene Ontology annotation, molecular function: N6-(1,2-dicarboxyethyl)AMP AMP-lyase (fumarate-forming) activity. Gene Ontology annotation, biological process: IMP biosynthetic process.
GCUGGUCAUCUGCCGCACCUUUGUUCGUCUGCCUUUGACUGCCGUUCAACGCACAUUUUGUUUGUCUCGACCAAUGAUUUUGCGAGGAACUUAUAACCUUUCUGUGAUUAACCGAUGAAAUUUACCACAGGUGCUCCCUCGUUUUCACCGGUUUCGUUCCCUCCUUCGCAGCCACCGCUGUCGCCUCCCAUUCCCCUCAGUUGUAAUCACUACUCAACUAAACCCAUCCUCUCUGUCUAAAUCCUCCUAAAAUUUUACCCAACCCAGAAUCCCAGAUCGAGCGAGGAUGAAUUUGGCCGGCAAGUGAUCGGAGAUUUUCUAUCUAUGCUUUCUUAGGAGACAGAGGCUGUCAAGAGAAGAUCAUUACCAAGAAAAAUUGGGUAAUGGUUCGUUUAGUACCAGUCGGUCUAAGCCUUGGACUUUUAGCAUAGUUCAGCUUUGGACAGGAGAGGGUAUUGGACGACAAUCCUGAUUUUCAUGUCCUUUAGAAUUGCCAUCCUCACAAUUCUCAGUGCUGAUCUUUCUGUAUAAAUUAGAGAAGGUUGAGAUAUUAAGAUUUGCACCAUAGUAGAAAAGGAUUGUAGAAGUUGUUUUCUCAAGCAUAGCAUCAAGAUCAGGGCAGCCUCAUGCGUUGCGUGAGGGCAACUCACCUAGGAUAAUUCCAAUUACAAUUACGAUUCUGAAGCUUCAACCAAGCAUCCCCUUAGUCAUUUCAUUCAGGGAAGAAGUCUGGCCCGAUGGAAGUGGAGGCUAGUUUUAGGGUGGUAUCUCGUAUUCAUUGCCAAGCAGUGCCGUAUUGCAAUCCAAUCUGCAAUUAUCAAACCUUAAACCUCCAUUUUCCCUACCAUCACCGUCCUCCCCACCUCUCAAAUGCUUCAUUUCACACACUCAAAAACUGCUGCUGCAAAGCUGCUGCAAAAGAGAGCAGUACCAAAGCUGUAGAAAAAGGAAGGAAGAUGUCUGCUGAUGAUUCACAUGAUUUAAAGCUCUCAAGCUUAACAGCUCUGUGUCCUCUUGAUGGACGUUAUUGGGCUAAGGUCAAGGAGCUAGCUUUUUUUAUGAGUGAAUAUGGUUUAAUUCGCUUUAGGGUUUUAGUUGAGGUGAAAUGGUUGUUAAAACUUUCUCAAGUUCCUGAAAUUCCUGAGGUUCCAAGCUUCUCUAAAGAUGCUGAGACUUAUCUGCAAGGCUUGAUUGAUGGAUUUAGCUUGGAUGAUGCCAUGGAAGUCAAGAAAAUUGAGAAAGUGACUAACCAUGAUGUUAAGGCAGUGGAAUACUUUUUGAAGCAAAGGUGCCAGUCACACCCAGAGAUAGGAAAGGUGCUCGAGUUUUUCCACUUUGCCUGUACGUCUGAAGACAUUAACAAUCUUGCUCAUGCACUUAUGCUGAAAGAAGCUCUUUCUAUGGUGAUGUUACCUGCUAUGGAUGAAGUGAUUUCAGCCAUAAGUGACAUGGCUAUGGAAAAUGCUCACAUUCCUAUGCUUUCUCGCACCCAUGGACAGCCAGCUUCACCUACAACCUUGGGAAAGGAAAUGGCAAUUUUCGCAUUCAGGUUAAGUUGGGAAAAGCGGGAUAUUUCAAAAGUUAAAAUACUUGGGAAGUUUGCUGGUGCUGUUGGAAACUAUAAUGCACAUCUUGUGGCGUAUCCUGAUAUCAAUUGGCCGCAAGUUGCGGAGGAAUUUGUGACAUCUCUUGGAAUUGAUUUCAAUCCCUAUGUGCCGCAAAUUGAACCUCAUGACUACAUGGGCAAACUUUUUCAUUCUAUAAUCCAGUUCAACAACAUUCUAGUUGAUUUUGAUAGAGACAUCUGGGGAUAUGUCUCUUUAGGUUACUUCAAGCAGAUAACUAAAGCUGGUGAGAUUGGGUCUUCUACAAUGCCUCACAAGGUUAACCCAAUUGAUUUUGAAAAUAGCGAAGGAAAUCUUGGAGUGGCUAAUGCAGGGUUGUCCCAUUUAAGCAUGAAGUUACCUAUUUCACGCUGGCAGAGGGACUUGACUGAUUCUACUGUUCUGAGAAACAUGGGUGUAGGUUUAGGACAUUCUCUGCUAGCCUACAGGAAUACAUUAAUGGGCAUUGGGAAGCUUCAGGUCAAUGAAGCUUCCCUGAGUGAAGACUUGGACCACACGUGGGAGGUGCUUGCAGAACCAAUACAAACUGUCAUGCGAAGAUAUGGUGUCCCAGAGCCUUAUGAAAAACUGAAGGAGGUAACAAGAGGAAGAGCGGUGACCCAAGGGAGCAUGAGAGAAUUUAUUAAGAACCUGGAUAUACCAGGAGAUGCAAAGAUGAUGCUCUUGAAUUUAACACCCCAAACUUAUGUUGGAGCAGCGGCUGAAUUGGCAAAAAACAUAAAGACAGCCAUAAAUUUAGUGAAUGGGGUUAGGUUCUCCUAAGGAGUGGGGAAGUAGGGUGAAAUUUAGUGCUGAUUUGCUUCGACUUCACAGCUAAGUUGUGAGAAAUUAUUUCAUACACAUUUGUUUUUUUUCAUUUCUACUAAUCAAAUCGAGGGACUACUAAGCACUUUUCUUGAAAUUUUGGCACGAGAGUUGUGUAAAAUAGGCUUUUUUCUUUCCUCAAUAUGCACUUACCCAAGAUGUGAACUUUCUUUUGCAUUCUCUUGUAAAGAGAAUUGUAAUUGAACUUUUCAUAGUUCGAGCUUGA